UUUGCCAAUCUGCGGGUACAAUUGGCCCGUAGUCCGGGUGCUCGUUCCAGUACAUUGUCAUUAAAUACACAAAACUUUAUACCAACCGGUCUGACUUCACCUCUACUACCGCCACAACAGCAGCACCUGCACCAACAGCAACAACAGCAGCAGCAACAACAACUGCCCUAUCGUUGGUAUUCGGGUGCCAGGCGUUCUCGUUCCGCUCAAUAUGAAUAUCAUAUGUAAAUAUAUAUAACUAUAGGUAUGUUAAAAAUAAUUGUCUUUAUAUCCAAAAAAAAAU
Molecule: messenger RNA, 283 nt
Organism: Calliphora vicina (urban bluebottle blowfly)
Lineage: Eukaryota; Metazoa; Arthropoda; Insecta; Diptera; Calliphoridae
Exons: 1
Source: RefSeq, a predicted model, not a curated record